Molecule: messenger RNA, 1839 nt
Organism: Knipowitschia caucasica
Lineage: Eukaryota; Metazoa; Chordata; Actinopteri; Gobiiformes; Gobiidae
Source: the annotation of a GenBank genome assembly
AUGCCCAUUGAGGAUGGGCAUAUGAAGUGCGUUUUAUGUUUGGGAGAGGAUCAUGCCUCUGCGGCCAGGGAAGACCCGUCCUCUUGCAUGAACUGCUUUAUUAUACCCAGGCCGUCACUCGAGGCUCGUUAUUGUCUGUUUAGGGGCAAGAAACGGAAAGCCUCUUUUACUGAGCUGAGCCAGGAAAAACGUGACAGAGGGUUGGGAACUAGGUCAAAGACCCCCAUGAUUGGGCCUCCACUUACAAUUACUGUGCAUGACACCUCUGAGCCUCAUGAGCAGGAGGACGUGAGUGAUGUGGAUGUGGAGUGUAUGUCAGACAGUGAUUUGGCACCUGACCAGGAGGGCACGGCAUCUGUAGCUAAUGAAGGAGCAAGCAGCAGAGGCAGGGAAGAGUAUUGCUUCUCUUUGGGUAACCAGGCGGCAGCUAUGGCUCUCCCAGUCACCACUGCAGCCGGAGGAUCAAAGCCCAGGAGGCACGCAGAUGUGCGCGGGAAGUGUCUGGGGUGGUUGUGCGGCGGCGGAAGUGGCAGAGUGCAGGUUCCGCAUCCAGGCCACCUACACAAACCGGUCAGCAGCAAAACUGGGGCUCACGGGACUUACGUACCACCAUUGAGGCCCAGCGGCGACGGAACAGGGGCAAAGGGGGGCCAUCAGGUUCUGGGUUUCAGGCUAAGGGCCGACCCAAGCCUCCGCCUCAGUCCUGACGCCAGGAUGGACCCAGCGUGUUUCCCCGACAUCGAGACACGCCGGACUGCCUGGAUGGCCAUGGGUGCGUCCCCAUGGGUCGUGUCUACCAUGACGCAGGGGUACCGUAUCCAGUUUUUACGGAAGCCUCCCACCUCAGUAUCCCCUUUGGUGGUCACUCAGGUGCAUUCCGAACACAGGGCAGUACUCCUGUCGGAGAUUUCUACCCUGUUGGAGAAGAAGGCAAUCAGAGAAGUGCCACCAGGCGACAGACAGGUUGGGUUUUAUUCCCGGUAUUUUUUGAUUCCCAAAAAGGACGGCAACCUCCGCCCCAUUCUCGACCUGAGAGGACUGAACCGGUUCAUUCGUCCUCUGCGGUGCAAAAUGUUGACAGUCUCCAGGGUGAGACAGUUCAUUUGCAGAGGGGAUUGGUUUGUUACCAUCGAUCUGAAGGACGCCUAUUUUCAGAUUCCCAUCUGGAAAGGCCACUGGCGUUUCCUCAGAUUUGUCUUCAACGGCAAGGUGUACGAAUUUCAGGUUCUUCCCUUUGGGAUAUCCCUGGCUCCUCGCACAUUCACGAGGUGCAUGGAAGCAGUGCUCUCACCUCUCAGACAGGAAGGCAUCAGAAUUCUGAACUACUUGGACGACUGGCUCCUGUGUGCGGGGACACAGCAGGAGUGUCGGGCUCACUUGUCUCUGCUGUUGGAACACCUGCGUCAAUUGGGGCUUCGUCUCAACUAUGAGAAAAGCCAUCUCGUACCGUCUCAAGAGACGCACUUUCUAGGCUUGGUCUUGAAUUCUCAGGCAGCAAGUCUCACACUAUCACAGGCGAGACUGAUGUCCUUCGAGAGUUGUCUCUCGCAGUUCAGACUGGGGGCCAGAGUCACAUGGCGGCAGUGUCUCCGCCUCAUGGGGCUUAUGGCGUCCAUGUCACAGGCAGUCCCUUUGGCGCUGCUGAACAUGCGCCCAGUCCAACGGUAUCUUCUGGGUCUAGCGUUAAAGAAAAGAACCACAGAAAACCACAGAGAGGUUGUUGAGGAGGAGAGUAGGUGUGAGGAGGGGGGGUUUCCUGCUUCAGCGUUAGAUGGUUUGUUCAGCAUCAAAGAAAAACCUCAAAGGCACCUACCUACCCCCCCAUCUCCCCCGUGUUAG